Limulus polyphemus (Atlantic horseshoe crab) is the source of this 2045-nucleotide messenger RNA. RefSeq lists its product as uncharacterized. The record is from RefSeq and is a predicted model, not a curated record. Bases 15 to 2045 code for a protein of 676 amino acids. Lineage: Eukaryota; Metazoa; Arthropoda; Merostomata; Xiphosura; Limulidae. The transcript is spliced from 11 exons.
AAAGGAUAGCUUGGAUGACUACAGGUAGCCGAAGAAUCUUUGGUAUUUUACCAGGGGAUUGUGUGAUACUGAUGUUAGCUGUAAACACUUCAAACAUGCUUGCUUUUUACCAGUUCAUCGAAGAUGUGAUGAGUCUUCUGAUGGACCAGAUUGCUACUAAAAAGUAUUUCAACAUAGUGAGUUUUAUCAAUGAAGGAGAGAGAAUCUUUCAACCCGGGAAAAUUCCUGUAACUCACGCUUCUCUGGCAGAAGCAAAAGCCUGGCUACAACAUCUUCGACUACCUCCAAAGGGUCUUUCUAUCCAACCUUCUUUAGAAGUAUUCUUUGAAGACCAAAACCUCUGUGAAGACUCCUCGACCCAGGUUACUGUGUGUUGGUAUGAUACUGGUGAAGACGUGGACAAUAGAACAUUAAAAUAUGGCAGGGUUCAUCGAUACAGAUCCGCAGCAGCACUUGUUCAGCUAGACGAAGACAACAAUCUUCCCCUAGCAACAGAAGUUCACACUGGGAAGACACCGAGUGGAGAUAUUCAACAGAAAAGUGACUGGGAUGUUUUUGACUCGGACGAAGUGAAACUGCUAGUAGAGGAAAUCAGAGAUUGUGGUGACAUCUUACGGGUGUUAAAACAAGCUGGAGACCUGCAGGAAAGAACUACUGCUUGUAGCAGUGACAUUGUUUGGGAAACUAAGCUACCUCCUGAGGUAAAAGUGCAACACUGGUUAAAAGGUGUUACAAGAACUUCUAAUCACCGUUCAUCCAGAAAUUCUAAAUACAUUUCAAAUGGACUAACAUUAACUACAAGUAAUAAGGACGAAUCGUCUUCUUCGUGGUUAAGUAAACAUGGCUUGUCAAGUCUUGGGUUACGUUUCAGUGACAUUUUACUAAAAGCAUCUUUUCCUCACUGUAAAUCUUCUCCACAGAAAAAUCAAAAGUUCGUGGAAGCCACCUACUGUUCAGCUUUUCCUCACAUUCAACUGAAUGACAGUUCUGUUGUCCAUGUGCAUAUGACGUCAGAUCUGUACAGGAAGUACAAGCUGAAUAUGGAAGAAGCUGUUAAUAACUUUGAAGAAAGAAUAUCGUGGUUGUUGCGAAGAACCAGAGCCACGUUUGGAACUGUUAAAGAACACCGGCUGUAUGUGCUUCUUGAUACAUCCGAGUCCAUGGAAUACAUGCUGAGAGAUGCUAAACAACAAGUGGAAAAGUUUUUAGAGGACCAAGUACAAGGCCGUUUUUUCAAUUUGAUUUGCUUUAAAUCUUUUCCUUUGAAAUGGCGUCAUAGUUUACUUGAAGCAACACCAGAGGCGCUGCAGUCUGCCCGAGGCUGGAUGUGGAGCCAAGAAGCAGGUGGUUCAACCAACUUACUGGCUGCUCUGACAUGUGUUUUUGCUGACCCUUCAGCCCAGGCCGCUUACCUUGUUUCCGAUGGCAGAUGUAACGAGGAUCGAGAAGAACUGUUAGCAACGCUUAGGACUCAGCGAGUGGUUGUACCAGUCAACAUUGUCUGCUGUUCCCUACAUGAUGUUACUGCAGCUAAUCUGCUACACUCUAUAGCUGUUACUACUGGAGGAAUGUUUCACUAUCUUGAUUCGGCAACCAGAAACAGUAAUUGGCCCAAAAUGAAUGAGAGUGAGGAUGUACAGUUGUUGAAAGAAGAGGUCAUCACAGGAAGACGAUAUCUGGAUAUGACCCAGUCUUUAUUAGUUCAGUGCCAACAACUUGCAUUGCAGCAGAAAAAAGAAGAAAGUAGACGAAGUCAACUAAAACUACUGGUGAAAAACAGUUUCAAAACACGGAACUCCCAAAUGAAUCCAAAUCUCAAUAAAAAGCGAUUGACUUUGAAAUACAGAGGUCGUAACAAAAGGCAACUUGACCUCACCAACCAACCUGCCUGGGACUUGAGCAAUACACAGAUGUCAGUUUCUAGUAAAGCAGAGCAAGAAACCAAUUCUCUCAAUAGCAACGAGUUUCAGCCUAUACCUGUUGUAAGUCCUUUCAAGUUUAAGGCAGUCGAGUUUCCUAAUAAAGGUGCUGGUGGAGACCAGUGA